Molecule: messenger RNA, 1134 nt
Organism: Hyla sarda
Lineage: Eukaryota; Metazoa; Chordata; Amphibia; Anura; Hylidae
Exons: 7
Coding region: 277-900 (207 amino acids)
Biological process (GO): regulation of cell population proliferation
Source: RefSeq, a predicted model, not a curated record
CGAGAUAGACUAGUUCAUAGUCAUUUUGUAAGACCCGGUCAGACUCCUACCUGGCUACAUCGUAACAUCAAGGGCUGCUUCAGAUGCUCAGGCUGCAUCGCCUGUGCUCACAUUUCGGUUACUAAAAUCUUUACAAGUUCUGUGACAGAUAAUCCCACAAUAACAAUGGAAGGUUCGGCCUCAGGCCAAGUUCCUUCUGAGGGAAAUCACCGGGUACAGAUCUCUACCUAUAAAAACCUAUAAAUACCCCGGAGGAGCUGAGGGGGCAGUACAGCCAUGGAGAAGAAGACCCCAGAACAGCUGGACAUGACCCUGCCUCCGUACAAAUUGUUCUCCAAACCACCAGACUCCAGGACGAAGUGGACGGCGGCCAUCUUGCUCGGACUCGUUCUCUCUGGGAUUGCAGUCAUUAUUACUCUCACUAUUUAUAUGAAUCAGAAGAAAGCUGAGAAGAUGGUGGAGAUGACCUACAGUUCAGGGGACGGAGAAAACGUUCAGCAGAUGGUUUACGUCCAUGAUGGGCAGGAUAUAGCCGCCAUAUUUAUCAAAGAUAAAGCCAACAAGUACUCUGCCUCCGUGCUCCUGGAUUACAACCAGAAACUCAUUGGGAUUCGGACUUUGAACAGGUGCUACCUGCUGAGAAUGGAGGAUUCCAAGAUCCCAUCCAAGCAGGAUCUGCUCCGGAGGAUCGAAUACUACCAGGCCCAUAAUUCCACUCUUGGAGACACCGUCACCUUCAGCUUCAUCUUGUCUAAAGAGGCAAAUCCUAUGGAUCUGGGCAUCAACAUAAACCUGCUGUGCAGCAAUGUCGCCACCUACUGGACAACAGUGGUAAACAUGGAGCAGAACCAAAGAAAAUUGCAGAAAGAUGGUGAAGUGAUCAUCAUCAUCAUCCAGUGAAGGAAUCCUGAAUGGCAGCCGCCCUCUCGUCUUGUAUAAUCCCGCUACUUCUUCCUGCUUUUCGCAACGUACCAGAGCACGAAGGAAAAGUGAUUGGAGCCGUUCAGACCGUGCGACAGGAAAAUUCACUACAAACAUCAACAGCAUUGUGUCGCAGCCCGCUGCAUCAGGAAGGGAAUUCCAAAAUUCCCAUUGAUCUUUAUUAAAAAUUAUAUUUGUAAUAUGAAAUGUGUA